Messenger RNA from Penicillium crustosum, 3075 nucleotides. Its product is annotated as Glycoside hydrolase family 2 N-terminal. The annotation marks the transcript as partial. NCBI's taxonomy places the organism in Eukaryota, Fungi, Ascomycota, Eurotiomycetes, Eurotiales, Aspergillaceae. Gene Ontology annotation, molecular function: beta-galactosidase activity; carbohydrate binding. The transcript is spliced from 3 exons. Gene Ontology annotation, biological process: lactose catabolic process. The record is from RefSeq and is a predicted model, not a curated record. Gene Ontology annotation, cellular component: beta-galactosidase complex.
GUCAUCAUGGGUUCAAACACUGAGAGACCUGACUUUUCCAAUGAGUUUGUGAUUCAUCGUAAUCGUCUCCCAACACGUGCAUAUUGGAUCCCUGAAGACGCCAUUGUUUUGAACGGAAUUUGGGACUUCCACCUUGCACCGACCCCCUUCCACCAGGUCGACGAAUGGAAAUCUAUCCAGGUCCCAGCCCACUGGCAAUUGCAAGGAUACGGCAAGCCUCAUUAUACGAACGUGCCUUAUCCAUUCCCGAUUGAUCCACCCUUUGUUCCGACUGAGAACCAAGUGGGGACAUACAGAAGACGAUUUAACAUCCCAUCGGAUUGGGAUCGGUCAUCUCAGAUACGACUCAGGUUUGAUGGGGUCGACAGUGCCUUCCAUCUUUUCGUCAAUGGCAAUCAGGUUGGCUAUAGCCAGGGGAGCCGGAAUCCUGCCGAGUUCGAUAUUACCAACUACAUUUUCUUGGAGCGGGACAACGAAGUUACUGUGCGAGUAUAUCAAUGGUGCGAUGGCAGCUAUCUCGAAGACCAGGAUCAAUGGUGGCUAUCUAGUAUCUUUCGAGAUGUCCAUCUUUUAGCUUUCUCGGCUACGGCCAGAAUUGAAGACUUCUUUGUUCAAACCUGGCUUGAUGAAAAAUAUGAAAAUGCAACCUUGAAGAUUGGUCUUCAACUCCACCUUGAGGAGGAAUGCAGCAUCGAGGUCAAGGUUCGGGAUCACGACGACUCUCUCGUUCAACACGCGACCCAGACAGUUCCAGCCGGUCGUGAAAGCUUGGAGGUGGAAUUGCCAUUCUUGGCCCCCAAGAAGUGGACUGCAGAAACCCCAUAUCGCUACAACAUGGAUCUAAUCCUCAUAUCCCCGAAUGGCAACAAUCAAACGAUCAAGCAAAAAAUUGGAUUUCGGCAAGUGGAACUCCGCAAUGGAAACAUCACAGUCAACGGAAAAGCCAUUUUGUUUCGCGGUGUCAAUCAUCAUGACUUUCACCCCUUAAACGGGCGCGCGGUGCCGCUGGAAUUCUUGAAGAAUGAUCUGAUUCUAAUGAAACAGCACAACGUCAACGCUGUUCGAUGCUCUCACUACCCAUCCCAUCCAAAAUUCUACGACUUUUGUGAUGAGAUCGGCUUGUGGGUAAUUGACGAGGCCGAUCUCGAAUGCCAUGGCUUCAUUCGCGGGGACGUUGAUAUGAAGAACGUCCCUGAGAGUGUUUGGCGAGAAAACGGCUCAGAAUCCAUUGAGGAGUACCUUAGCCCAGUUCUGGCGAAGUACACUAGUGAUAACCCAUCAUGGCGCGAAGCGUACUUGGAUCGGAUUACCCAGAUGCUUCAACGCGAUAAGAAUCACCCAUCCAUCAUCAUCUGGAGCUUGGGCAACGAGGCCUGGUAUGGAUGCAACCAUGUCUCCAUGUCAGAAUAUGCCAAAAAGCACGAUCCAACUCGCCUUGUCCACUAUGAAGGCGACAGAAAAUCGAAGACUGCAGACAUGUGUUCAUUCAUGUACGUGGAGCUUGAAAAUCUGGAGCGAAAAGCAUUAGCCGAGGGCGAUGAGUUCGACAAGCCUGUCAUACUCUGUGAGUAUGGAAUGGCAAUUGGAAAUGGACCUGGAGCACUAGAAGAGUAUCAGCAAUUGUUUCACAAAUAUCGACGCUUGCAAGGAGGCUUCAUCUGGGAGUUUGCCAAUCUUGGACUAUGGAGGGAAGACAAAAGCUAUUUCGCUUACGGAGGCGACUUUGGAGACUUCCCACAUGAUGGUACUUUUGCUUUGGAUGGACUUUGUCAGUCUGACCACUCUCCAGGACGUGGCAUGGUGGAGCUCAAAAAGGCGAUCGAACCUGUCAAACUUUUCAUCCAGGAUGGGCAAAUUGUGUUGCAAAACUUGUUCGACUUUGAUUCUCUGGAAACUCUGUCUGUCGUCAUUCAAAUAUGUACAUUCGAUGGCCAUGAGCAGCAAACAAUUAUCAUGGAUCGCAAGCCUUGUCCAAAAGUGCAGCCUUCUAAAACAGCCACCAUUUUACUCCCGGGGCUUCCAACUCUCCCAGAAAAUAUUCUGGAAUGCUGGGUUACCGUGAGCCUUCAGAUAUCCCAACCUACAUUAUGGGCAGAAACGGGCCAUGAAGUCGCGUGGUGCCAAUCCUCGCUCUCGGAGCACAAACAGCCAAGCAUUCCGGCCACAGUGCAGCAGGAUUUGUCGAUUCAAAUUCAAGAAACAAUACCUUCAUAUUACGUGACUGGCUCUAAAUUCUCCAUCGAGUUUGAUCGAAUCCGGGGUCGCCUGGCAGGCUGGACGAUGCAUGGCCAGAAAUUGUUCACAACAGCACCAACCUUUGCAGCCUGGCGAACGCCGACAGAAAAUGACACGAAGUACGACGCUGAACGAUGGGGUGCCUACUCUCUUGACAACCUACAACAACGGGUGAUCUCCAUCUCUUUGCAGUCCUCAGAUAAGGACAGCGUUCAGAUUACUGUUCAGGCCUACAUCGGAGCUGUUAUACGAGACUGGGGAUUUACGAGCACCAUUGUCUACACAAUCUAUGGGGAUGGUACAGUUGUAAUUUCUCACAACGUUCGUCCUCGUGGCUAUCAUCCGAAAAUACUUCCUCGCUUAGGUCUCGAUAUGCAGCUACCCUCCGAUUUCGCGUCGGUAAAUUGGUUUGGCUGUGGACCCGAGGAAUCCUAUGCUGAUAAGCGCAACUCCCAAAAGCUCGGUUUACAUAGCCGUACCCCGGAUAAUCUCUUCACGUCUUAUGAGUAUCCACAGGAGAAUGGAAAUCGUGCGGGCACACGCUGGCUUCAGCUCACGAACAGCGAGGGUGUUGGGUUCGUGGUGACGCGAGUUGAUGAUGCUGGGACGACAUGGGGGGAGUUCGACUUUGCGGCACUGCAUUACAGUGGGAAAGAUAUUGCCAAAGCGAACCAUCCAACAGAAUUGGAGAGGAGGGAAGACGUCUUUCUUCGGUUAGAUGCUGCACACGCAGGACUGGGAACUGCGCGGUGUGGCCCUGGUACACUGGAAAAAUACCAGGUUCCAUGUAAGGAGACUAGCUUUGCAUUUUCUUUUAGUCCCCAGGUGCCUUAUUUGUAA